CCGAAUGCGGAGCUCACGAUGAAGCCAGCCGUUCCGCCACGACCCACCAAGGCCGAGAAGGACAAAAGCAUUUUGGUCGAGAAUCCGGUGUUCGAAGCUAAUCCGGCUGAAAUCUCGGAUGUAUAA
Molecule: messenger RNA, 126 nt
Organism: Cylicostephanus goldi
Lineage: Eukaryota; Metazoa; Nematoda; Chromadorea; Rhabditida; Strongylidae
Source: the annotation of a GenBank genome assembly